Molecule: messenger RNA, 1098 nt
Organism: Penaeus vannamei (Pacific white shrimp)
Lineage: Eukaryota; Metazoa; Arthropoda; Malacostraca; Decapoda; Penaeidae
Source: RefSeq, a predicted model, not a curated record
AACUACAGGUGCAACAUGACGAAAACCACACUGAUCCUGUUCGCCGCGUGCGUGCUGGGGGUCGUGAGCGCGUUCCCCCAGGGCGGCGGCGGCGGCGGAAGCUACAAGCAACCCGAGGGCUACUUCCAGUACGUGAAUGUCCCCGGCCACAAGGAGUACGAGUUCGGAUGGAACCGCGGGAACCCACACCAUUACAUCUCCCGGUUCGAGCAGGCCAAGGACCACCGCUUCCGUACCAGGGUAAAGUGGUCCGACACCCACGAGGGAUACGGCGAGCACUACUGGGAGUACAACCACGCCCCAAAGUACCCUGAUGAGCACAAGGACUCCUACAAGCCCCCAGAGCCCGCAUACCACGCCCCCGAGCCCGUGUACCACGCCCCCGCACCCUCCUACGGCCCUCCUAAGGGUUAUCCUUCUGAGAACAUCGAAGUCAUUGUCGAAGAUCCUCAGCAGUACCAGAGGGUCGAUCCUCAGCAGUACCAAUAGAGCUUCCGAGGGGGAGUUCCUGGAAGCCUGAGGUCGUCUGAAGCACGACCCCGCUCCCCCCCCUCCCCUUCCCCUCUACCCGCCCCAUCCGUCCAAGAGAUCACGUGACCCAAACUUUCCUGAAAAUCGGAAUGAGAUUUUACUGUAAGGCUCCUUCUCCCUCACUUCCUCCCCCUUCCCCCACCCUUUUUAUCUCCCCUUUUUUUUUCUUUCCCUUUUAUUUGCCCUCCACGAACACCCAAACUUCAACCACCCUCAGAUUUAAAACGGAUUCACCACUGCUCAAUAUCACAACACAGAAAAAAAACGAAGGUAUCUGAAAAUACGAAGAUCUCACGCGUUGCGGAUGGGGAUAGUUGUAUACAUGAUCUAGUCCAGCGGGUGGUGCUAAGGUCGCUCUCGCCGCCCACCCGCCGCCCACCCACAGCCCUUACUGCAUGCUGUGUCGUUUCCCUUGUUGAUGGCACUGUGACCCCGACUUGCUCCUUCAGGAACGAGUCGAGGGAGUUUUGUUGUAUCCCUUUCAUUUUAGUUGUAGUAGAAAAUCCUUUGUUUGAUCCUUUGUUUGUUAUAUACACCGUUUUUUUCUAGUAAAAGCAUUGUGAGAUG